Molecule: messenger RNA, 5246 nt
Organism: Poeciliopsis prolifica (blackstripe livebearer)
Lineage: Eukaryota; Metazoa; Chordata; Actinopteri; Cyprinodontiformes; Poeciliidae
Gene: tapt1b
Product: transmembrane anterior posterior transformation 1b
Exons: 14
Coding region: 16-1734 (572 amino acids)
Biological process (GO): maintenance of protein localization in endoplasmic reticulum; positive regulation of cilium assembly
Cellular component (GO): ciliary basal body; endoplasmic reticulum membrane
Source: RefSeq, a predicted model, not a curated record
GCCGUUUUGUCGAAGAUGGCGGAUUCGCUGUCGACAGGUCUGGUAGAGGAGAAAGAAAAAGAGAAGGAGGACAGCGGGAGAACCACCAAGGCCGCUAACGCGGACCAGAAUAAAAAGAAAGACGGAGUUACUGACACGCCGGGGUUUCAUGAUAAAAAUGGUGGCGCUAGAGGCCAAAAAGGCAACCUGUCAGAUCUGUCUCUGGUCAGAUUCAUAACCACUGAGCUAACCAGAGGCUACUUUCUGGAACACAAUGAGGCCAAAUACACAGAGCGCAGAGAGAGGGUCUACACCUGCCUCCGCAUCCCCAAGGAGCUGGAGAAGCUGAUGACUUUCGGCUUCUUCCUCUGUCUGGAUACAUUUCUGUACGUGUUCACCUUGCUGCCGCUCCGAGUGAUUCUGGCCCUUUUACGACUCCUCACUGUGCCAUGCUGCGGCCUCGGCGGCUCCCGUUUGCUGCAGCCUGCCCAGGUGUGCGACGUCCUGAAGGGCUUCAUCAUGGUGUUGUGCUACUCCAUGAUGAGCUACGUGGAUUACUCCAUGAUGUACCAUCUGAUCCGGGGACAGUCCGUCAUCAAACUUUACAUCAUCUAUAACAUGUUGGAGGUUGCCGAUCGUCUCUUCUCGUCGUUUGGCCAAGACAUCCUCGAUGCUCUGUACUGGACCGCCACCGAGCCCAAGGAGAAGAAGAGAGCACACAUAGGAGUGAUUCCUCACUUCCUCAUGGCUGUGCUCUACGUCUUCCUUCAUGCCAUUCUCAUCAUGGUUCAGGCUACUACACUGAAUGUAGCCUUCAAUUCCCAUAACAAGUCUCUGCUCACCAUAAUGAUGUCAAACAAUUUUGUGGAAAUCAAAGGAAGCGUGUUUAAAAAGUUUGAGAAGAACAACCUGUUUCAGAUGUCCAACAGCGACAUAAAGGAGAGGUUCACCAACUACAUCCUCCUGCUCAUUGUCUGUCUGAGAAACAUGGAGCAGUUUUCAUGGAAUCCCGACCACUUUUGGGUCCUGUUCCCAGACGUAGUCAUGGUGAUCACAUCAGAGGUGGCAGUGGACGUUGUCAAGCACGCCUUCAUCACCAAAUUCAAUGACAUCAGUGCUGACGUUUACGGAGAAUACAGAGCCAGCCUCGCCUUCGACCUCGUCAGUAGCCGACAGAAAAAUGCUUACACCGACUACAGCGACUCCGUAUCCAGAAGAAUGGGCUUUAUUCCACUUCCUUUAGCUCUGCUGCUGAUCAGAGUGGUGACGAGCUCAGUGAAGAUCCAGGGUUCGCUCUCCUUCAUGUGUGUGCUGCUGUUUUACUUGGGGAUGAUCACGCUGAAGGUGCUCAACAGCAUCGUUCUCCUUGGAACAUCCUGCAUGUUUGUCAAAGAGGCCAAGAUGGAGGAAAAGCUGUUUGACCCGCCUCCAUCUGUCGCCUCCAGCCGUGCUAACUCCAGAGCCAACCGUAGCAGAAACACUCACACCUCGCCGCUGCAAGAGCCGACGUCAGACAGAGCAGGAGUACCACUGACACCGGGCGUUUCUCCACCCACAGAGAAACCAGAGGGCACCUCCUCUGCCAUCCCAAAGAGCGACUCGGACACAUUCCUGACGACGCCGGACGAGGACGACGAGGACAAAAUUCUAAACAAUGACAUGGGACUGGAAGGAGACGGACUCAAACACAGAACGCCCAAGAAAGACUUGCUGGAGAUAGACCGAUUCACCAUCUGUGGGAACCGAAUAGACUGACCAUCGAAGGGAACCCCAGCCCGUGUCCAGGGAUCUGACGAGGGUCACGGAGUUCGCUCAGGCCCGACUCGCACUUAUGCACCUGACUCUCUGAGUAUUUAUUUAUUUAUUACUGGCAAAAACCAGCCAAGGCAUCAAGCUGUUACAUCAGACGUUUCCAGAUGGGUGCUGCAGGAACACCAGGAAACAACCAAACAGAGAAUAAAACCACUGAAAGGAAAUCCAGUCUGGAUUGUUGGAGCAUUGCAACUGGACUGUGAGGUUGUGUGUGUUUCAGAAGCACAAUUAUUCCCAGGACAAAGAGUUUUUUUUUUUUUAAAUAGAACAAAAGUUGUCAGAUGUCGACUUUUUAUUUAAAAAAAAAUCUGACAAGUUUAACUCUUUAAAGUAUGUUUUUUUUAUUUGAAAAAUGUUGGAUGUUUUUUCUGGAUUUGAAACCUUCAGCUACCACAUAAAGGCAUUCUGCAGACACUGGCGCCAACACGUUCAUAAGGAGUGACGCAAACAAGCAUCAGCGCUCAUCGGCUUCAUUUUUCUGGGGCAUGUUAGUGUGAAAUCGUCUGUGUGGGUCUUCUCUUUCUUUUAAUAUCAUUGGGAGGACUGUGUGAAGGCGUGUGAAGAUGCAGGUGAUUUUUUAAAAUUUUAUUUUAAGGGGCGAUUUCGUUUUCCAAAGUCGUGUAACUAUGGCACUAACAUCGUCGUUGAGUAUGUUGGAAACGUUGAUUUACCCUUAAAUUUGUGACUUGAAUUCCUGCUAAAAGAAAUGAAUAACUUUGGUUUGGGAGCAUUUCAUUUGUUCAAAUGAAAUGCAGACAUGAACUCCAUUCAUGUCUGCCGUGGCUCACCGGCUCUGAUUUGUGAAGAGAGGUGUCCUGUUAAUCAGCUGUUUGUGAACCAGUUGACCCAAAUUGCUGCGAAAUUUGCUGUUAAUCAGUUGAUUACGUGAAGCCGCCACAGGCGUUUCUGUUUCCUCUCAUUUACCACCAUCAGUUCCUGCGUUCAGCAAACCGAUGAACACGCGGCUGAAAUCUGACCAUUUUAAUACCAGUGACAUAAAAACAGGUCUAAACUAUGUAUAACCUUUAACUUUUUUACUUUUAUCAUGUCACACUUGGAUUUUCGGGGGGCAGUAGACAAACAUAAUUGUGAAUUAACAGGGGAAAAGUUAAAGUUUUUAAAGGGACAAUUUUUUGUAAAAUGAAACUUUUUAAGCUUAAUAGAGGAUCCAUAUUGUGAUGCCUUCCUGAAGGCGGAGUUUCAGACAGAGCAGGCGUUUCUUAAAGAGACAGACGCCAAAUUUCAAAGUAUCAAAUUGCGAAGUCAAAUUUAUUUUAAGUCAUAUUUGAAUAUGACUUAAAACAGAUCUUUUCUAACAACUGAAGGUAACCGAGUUACUCAGUUGUGCCACUUUUUGCCUGGAAAAUACAUAAUACUGUCCCUUCAACAUUUUUUGCUCUAAACAAAAUAGAAAAGUGUGACUUGCGUUUGUCUUCAGCCCCACAGAGUUAAAACUUUUAACUCUGUGCCCCACAGAGUUAAAAUAUUUGCAGAUCAGUUUAAAUUUAUUCAUGGAUGGAGAAACUCUAAACAAUCCAUUUUGUAGUCCUGCCACAGAUUCACAAUUGACAUAGUGGUUUCUGGAACAUAUUUUUAUCCUUACCUCACUGUGAUGCUGCCUUCAAACUUCAAAAAUACAUAUAAAUUCUGCAGUAACUUAAAAAUUAGUUGCUCUUUUCGCUUUACAAUCAUGCUGUUGGUCUGAUACAUGGAAUCCCGAAUUAAACACACGUAAGUACGUGGCUGCAGUGUGACUAAAGGUAGUUUUGAAGUAUUAGUUAUUUUUGGAUGGCUGUGCAUUUAUAUAUUUCAAAUAAAUAUUUUUUCUAACAGCAGAACAUUACUAACUGAGAAUUGAGUUUGAGAGGUAGAAAUAAUCUGAGUUAAUCCAAGUCAACACAGACCAUCUGAAACUUCCCAAAAAUGUAAACAAGUGUGAGAGGUCAUCUCUGAUUAGUGGACAACAGGGUGAAAGACAAGUGAUCAAUUUCAAUGGAUUAUACAUCUGAUAGGAUAUUCAAUUUGUUUUUUGCCAUGAUCUAUUUCUGUUGUCUAAAACAAUUUUUUUUCCAGGAAGAUAAUGAUCUAGAAUAUUCACUGAACUCUGAUCCAGAACCACACAGCAUCCUGGGAGAUGUAGGGAGAGGAAAAGCUUUAGCUGCUCAAGCUGUCACAGUGAGCUAAGCAAGGCUGGUGGGCUCAACUAACUCACUCGCUCUUUGGUUACCUAGCAACAACCUGCGGAUUAACUUGCACAGCAGCACUUUCAAAUUUCUCCGUCGUACUUAAAAAUAAAAAACAACAGUGUCCAACAUUCCAACUAGAUAAAUCAGGAAAGGUCACACCAGCAGCUUGGCAGUUUCUCAGACAUAUUAAACAAAAAAAAUGUCUGUCAAUAAUGAUCGAUAUUGACGAUUGUUGAUAUUGGCUGAUAUAAAACAUGUAUGUUGUGAAAGGGUUUUUAGGCAUGUUGUGCAGCCCUCACUUACAGGCCUCCGUGUGUAAAUCUGACAUUUUGAGGUUUAAGUCUUUUAUGAUGGAAGGAGAAUAAACUGAGUUUGUUUUGCAGCCGUUUCUGGUGUGAUGUGAGUGAAAGCAAGGGAGGACUCAGUGCAGUGAAAGGACUCAGUGCAGUGAAAGGACUCAGUGCAGUGAAAGGACUCAGUGCAGUGAAAGGACUCAGUGCAGUGAAAGGACUCAGUGCAGUGAAAGGACUCAAUGCAGUGAAAGGACUCAAUGCAGUGAAAGGACUCAGUGCAGUGAAAGGACUCAAUGCAGUGAAAGGACUCAGUGCAGUGAAAGGACUCAGUGCAGUGAAAGGACUCACUGCGCUCUCUGUUAACAGUGGAAACACAGCGGCCCACUGUCUGCCUGCACAGACUCUGAAGGCUCUCUGUCAUCACAUACUUACAUUCACAUUGGCAUUUUCUUUUCUUCCCUUCUUCUCCUUCUUUCCAGUUUCAUGAGACAUCAAAAACUUGGAUCGUCAUUAGCGAGUUGACCGUCAUAUUUCACAGUGACAUCCAACCGGUGAAACGACAGGUCCAGCUUUUUUGUGGGAAGAAAUAAGCGUCAAGUUUCCCCCAGAACUAUCAGUCUGUAAGUCAGCCCAGACCGGUAAAAUGUCUGGGUUUCCCCUUGCUGUUUCUCACAAGCUUGUGUUUCUUACGCAGACAAAAGCUCUGUAAGAAAAAGGAAAAGUUCUGGUUGCAGUACUUUUUCUUUUUUAAUCAAAGUUAUCCAAACCCUGCUUUGCAGAGACGUGGUGGUCCAGAUACAUGUGUCAUAUUGUGCAGAUGUUUUGAGCCUCCCCUGGUUUUUAUAUUUGGCCUCAAGCAGGCUAACUGUUUUUUGUAACAAUCUGCUCUGAUGGUGAAGAGUUUUUGCACAAAACUGUGAGUGCCCUGCCAUACUUAAUAAAAAAGAAUUUGUGCAAGUCUUUACUUGACCUCAGA